UUCAGGUUUAAAACACGCCCCUCUUUGCACUGCUGGUUGAGAUAGAUCACUGCAAAUCAUGUUUUGUUCCUGAGUUAGAAGGAACUAAUUUAAUUAGGCACAAUUUUAGUUGGAGGGGUAUUUUUUAUUGUUACAGGAGUAUGACAAUCUGAAGUACGUUCAACGCAGCAAGAUUUAAUGAUAAAUCUACCUGAAAACUAAUUUGAAUGCUGCAUUGCUGUGGAUACAAAACUGGAUGCUGUUGUGUCUUGUCUUGACUUCUGUGAAUUACACCUAGCUGCCUGCAGUAAACAGGAGCUCUGACUGAGGCCAGUGGCGCUGGUGGUGAAAGAACAAACAUCUUUUCCAGCAUGAUACAGCGAAUCCAGGCAAGAAAGUUGUUUUCAUGGAACGUUCUUAAAAUUAUAAUCCUUGGGCAGCUGGUGUCUCUCUUAAUAUGUGGCACUGGUGUCACCAGUCAGUACAUGGCAGGCAACUACAAGGUGAACACACCGAUGCUACAAAGUUUCCUCAACUACUGUCUUCUUCUUCUUGUGUACACAACAAUACUGGCUUUUAGAAAGGGGGAUGAUAACCUUUGGAUGAUUCUAAAGAAGAGGUCCUGGAAGUAUGCACUGUUGGGCCUAGCUGACGUUGAGGCUAACUACAUGGUGGUGAAAGCAUACCAGUAUACAACACUGACAAGUGUCCAGCUACUGGACUGUUUCACAAUUCCUAUUGUGAUGGGCUUGUCAUGGUUUACUCUCCAUUCGAAGUACAAGGUGAUGCACUUUGUUUCUGUCCUGAUAUGUCUUUUGGGUGUUGGGGCAAUGGUUGGUGCAGAUGCAUUAGCUGGACGGGAACAAGGUGCAGGGUCAAACAAGGUGUUGGGGGAUGGCUUAGUUCUUAUUGGUGCCCUUCUGUAUGCCAUAUCCAAUGUAUCUGAAGAAUUCAUUGUGAAGAACCUGAGUCGUGAAGAGUUUUUGGGCAUGCUCGGAGUCUUUGGAACUCUCUACAGUGCAAUACAGAUGGCCAUAUUGGAACAUAAUGAAAUAGCAGAUGUUCAAUGGGAUGGAAUUGUAGUACUGCUAUACAUUGUGUUUGCCGUCUGUAUGUUUGGGCUAUACAACCUUAUGCCAGUCGUGAUUAAGAUAAGCAGUGCCACCUCCGUCAACCUUGGCAUCUUGACAGCAGACCUCUACAGCCUUUUUAUUGGGAUCUUCCUCUUUGAUUAUACUUUUUCAGGGCUCUACAUCCUGUCCUUUAUUGUUAUCAUUUCUGUAUUCCUUCUGUAUUCCAUAGUCUCAAUAGGAAUUACUGAACCUCCCCCAGUACCUCAGGUCAUCUGCACUGGCUUUGAUAACCCGGUCUUGGAGCUGGAGAGAAACAAAGAAGAUGGAGAUGAUUCUGUCCAUUUUGUCUCUGGGGAAAGUGCUGAAAUAGCUGCUGUAUGGAAAAGUAAUAUCCACUGACCUGGACCUGUCCAUCAUUCUCUUAUGAAAGCGGAUAUAACUUGAAAUGCUGCGUACAAUACUAGGGACCUUUAUUUUGAAAGUACUGUACAGAGGCAGAUGUGUGUAAAAGACAUUCGAGCAUAUAAGUUGCUCUGAAAACAUAUUUCUUUGUGAGGACAUUACUGCCACUAAUCCAAACUGUGCUCGGUGCGAAUAAAAAUGCAAAGAAAACUAUCCAUUUUAGAUAUAAAACUGAUUUUGCGUGUGACUUUCUGUGGUGAAUAUUUUAUAAGAUUUCCUGUGUAUGAAUUUAUGUUCAGUAGGGCUGCAAAGCACAGGUGAACAAAUUUAGUUUAGUUAUGAAAUGACAUUCUUACAUUAAGAGAGCAGCACAUCUCAGUUAGAAGUCAUUUUAACAAGCCAGUCCAGUUUUGUAGUAUGACCAAUGUCAUUCUUUUUAUGUUUUAACCAUGUGAAGCUGCAUUUCAUAAAGCUAUAAAAUGGUACACUUCUGGUCUUCACCCUGCAUUGUUUGUCCAUACAGCAAAUGAGACAUAGUGAUAUUCAGUUUUGGUUUCAUCAGUUUCUGGGACUUUGAUGUGCCAUGGCUUGAAGUCAGUUUUCAAGCAGCAGUACAGUUAGAGGGAGAUUGCAGGCUAAGGUCAGAUCUGCUGCAAUAGGACAUGGCCACGUUUUAUAUAACAACACAUGCAGCUUUGUGGAGAUGCUUACUUGGUUUAUUGUAUUGCAUAUGCAGAGUAAAAACUUUCAAUUUAAAACAUGUUAGAAGUAUUUAGUCGUAACAGUCUUUGCCAGUAUAUAAUUUUUCUUUCACACUAUAAUUGAACUAAUUCUGUAUUCUUAUUAUUAGCAGAUAUUUCUUUAUAGCAAAAAUAAUUGCAGCCCAUUGUGGUGUGAGUGUUAACUGUAAAAAGCAAUGUUCUACUUUGGAUAGUUUCCAUCAUUUGCUAACUCUGUAUACUCACAUGUUUUCUAGGAAGUCACUUAUUUGCAAGCUGUAUACAGACAGGUUGUAGGAGUACUGCACUGAUGUGGUGCAAUUCUGCAUAAUUACCAGGACAGGACUUGAGAAGCAGUUUCUAAAUGAAGUUGUGCAAAAUUCUGAGGGGCAUGUUGGGGGCUGGUGAUAAGGUAGUACCCAGAAAACUCAUUUGCUGUUUUGAAAAUAAACCCCUAGUACACCAGAAGAUGAUGGGCAUGAAAUAUUUUGAGACUGCAAGGUUUUGUACUACUCUGUAAGGGUUUAUAAAUUGACAUUUUUUUAAAUUUGUGUUUUUGUUUGGACCUGAGGCUAUUUUUGUUUGCUAGGGUAUCAUGACCAAUUAUAACACAAAAUGCUGUUAGUGCAGUUAGGUAAUGAUCUGCCCAACUGAUGCAAUUUUAUAUUAUAACAUUCCUUCUAUCUAAGAAUAUUUUACCUGGGUUACUUCAGCAUUGUGAAUUAAAGUUUAGUGUAAUGCAUACAUUUUUGUAGUAAUAAUACCCAUGUUCAUAAGUAUGUUAAACUGAUCUUGCAUCACAACUGUUCCUGUAAUUAAACCUGUAUAUUUUUAUUACUGUA
This is a messenger RNA of Protopterus annectens (West African lungfish), 3015 nucleotides long. RefSeq names its product solute carrier family 35 member F2 (gene SLC35F2). The transcript has 9 exons. Bases 351 to 1451 code for a protein of 366 amino acids. Gene Ontology annotation, cellular component: membrane. The record is from RefSeq and is a predicted model, not a curated record. Gene Ontology annotation, biological process: transmembrane transport. NCBI's taxonomy places the organism in Eukaryota, Metazoa, Chordata, Ceratodontiformes, Protopteridae. Gene Ontology annotation, molecular function: transmembrane transporter activity.